CUGAAGCUGAAAAUGCAAACCCUCUUAAACCCUCACCCCAUUUCCUUCCUUCCCCCCAAAAUCCAAAACCCUAAAUUCCAUAACAUCAAACACCAAAAUUACAAUUACAGCAAUAAUAAUUUAAACCCAAUUUCCACUAGCAAAUUCACCACCAAUGCAUUCCAAGCAGACGAAUUUCCAGUGGAUGAAGAAUUCAUCCAGAAGUUCGGCCCGAAAGACGUGGAAACAGAAGACGAAGCUCGUCGUCGCAACUGGGUCGAAGGCGGAUGGGCACCAUGGGAAGAAAUCUUGACCCCAGAAGCCGAUUUUGCCCGGAAAUCGUUAAACGAAGGGGAAGAAGUCCAGCUUGAAAACCCAGAAUCAAUUGAAGCAUUUAAAAUGUUGAGACCAAGUUACAGAAAGAAGAAAAUGGAAGAAUUGGGGUUAACGGAAGACGAAUUUUACGCGAAACAGUUUGAGAUUAAAGGAGAGAUACCUGACCCGUUGAUAACGGGCUGGGCUGGCCCUUUGGUUGUUCGACAUGUUCCGCCGAGAGAUUGGCCGCCGAGAGGGUGGGAAGUGGAUAGGAAGGAGCUGGAGUUUAUCAGAGAAGCGCAUAAGUUUUCGGCCCGAAUUGAUUUGGAUCAAGUACUGAAUGAGGCAAAAAGUGAUGUUGAUGGGUUGUGUUUGGAUAGAUAUAAGAUGUUUUUGAAACAGUAUAAUGAAUGGGUUGAUGCUAAUAGAGAUAGAUUAGAAGAAGAAUCUUACAAGUAUGAUCAAGAUUAUUAUCCCGGUAGGAGGAAAAGAGGGAAAGAUUAUAAGGAAGAAAUGUAUGAGCUACCAUUUUACUACCCGGGACAGAUUUGUGUUGGUAAAGUUACUACAUUGCAUCUUUAUCAAGGAGCUUUUGUUGACAUUGGAGGUGUACAUGAUGGGUGGGUUCCCAUCAAACGUAACGAUUGGUUUUGGAUUCGACAUCAUAUAAAAGUUGGUAUGCAUGUCAUUGUUGAAAUAUUGGCAAAACGAGAUCCUUACCGUUUCCGGUUUCCUAUCGAGAUGCGUUUUGUUGAUCCUAAUAUUGACCACCUUAUUUUUAAAAGAUUCGACUACCCGCCAAUUUUCCAUCGUGAAGAAGACACUAAUAUGGAUGAGUUGAGUCGUGAUAGUCGAAGGCCUCCUGUUUCUAGAGAUGAUCCAGGAAUCAAGGUGGAGGAGGAACCUCUUAUUUGUAAUCACCCUUAUGUUAAUACGUUAUGGCAAAUACAUGUUGCUGAACAAUUGAUUAUGGAUGAUAUGGAAAUGAAUCCUGAUAAAUAUGAGGGUAAGAAAUUGUCCGAGUUAACUGAUGAAGAGGAGUUUGAUGAAGAAAAUAGUGUUCAAUAUACCCAAGAUUAUUACAAAGAAAGUUUGCUUCCCAAAAGGAUUGUGAACGUUAGCAUCAAAGAUCUCGACUUGGAAGCUGCAUUUGCAGAGCGCCAGCAUCAUAAUGAAUUGAAAAUAAAAGCAAUGGAAGGAGGCGCAACUUCGUACAAAAUAGAUAAAUUGAGGCGUAAUCACGAAAUGGAUGAAUACGAUUUAGUUCAUUGGCGUCGGUCAGUCGAGGAAAGAGAAGCUUUACUUAGAGAUAUAAGCUGCCGUAGAGCACUUGGUCUGCCGUUAGAGGAGCCAGGGAGAUACCAUGAUCCGAACACCGUUGCGAAAGACAAAUAUGACCCUGAAAACCCACUUUAUAGAUACGAUUACUGGGGUGAGCCAAAGAGUUCGGAAAAGACUAAGCAAAACCGAUUGAGAGAUUUCCAUAACAAAGGCAUUAUAGGUAGGGGAAUGGUUUGGUAUGAAUCAUCGUAUGAAGAGACAAUGAAUAAUCAGGAUGAAACACAAGUCAAUGAGAUCUCGCAGACAGAGGAAGACGAAGAUGAUGAGGUAGAUGAUAUUAUAUACGAAAUUGUUUCUGAGCCACAGCCUGAAGUGAAUGGGGUUCAGACUAAUGUAUUUUCAGAUGAUUAUGAUUAAGUUGCCCGUAUUGUUCACUUGUUGUAUGUACAGAUGAAAGGUGUUUGUUGAACAUUAGAGUGUCUCCACGAGCAUUUUUGAACGUUAUUGGCGGAUUUAGAUAUUUUUACUAGUUUUAUCAAUAUUAUAGUUGGUGCAUUUUCUUUUAA
Messenger RNA from Erigeron canadensis, 2141 nucleotides. RefSeq names its product protein PLASTID TRANSCRIPTIONALLY ACTIVE 10. The transcript is spliced from 12 exons. Gene Ontology annotation, cellular component: plastid-encoded plastid RNA polymerase complex; chloroplast. Gene Ontology annotation, molecular function: RNA binding. The record is from RefSeq and is a predicted model, not a curated record. Bases 13 to 1992 code for a protein of 659 amino acids. Lineage: Eukaryota; Viridiplantae; Streptophyta; Magnoliopsida; Asterales; Asteraceae.